Closterium sp. Naga37s-1 is the source of this 3624-nucleotide messenger RNA. NCBI's taxonomy places the organism in Eukaryota, Viridiplantae, Streptophyta, Zygnematophyceae, Desmidiales, Closteriaceae. The record is from the annotation of a GenBank genome assembly.
AUGUCGGCUCCCAGCGACACUCAAGCCACCGAGACUGCUGGUAGCGAUGGUUCCGAUGGGAACGAGAGGGCCGUCGGAUUCGUUGGUCUGGGCGCGAUGGGCGGCGGCAUGGCGGCAGCUCUAGUGAAGCAAGGAUUUGCUGUGAAGGGAUACGAUGUGUACCCCCCCGCAUGCGAGAAGCUCAAAUCCGCGGGUGGUGCUGCUGCUGCCUCCGCAGCCGAUGCUGCUAAGGGAGCCGUGGUGCUGGUGCUGAUGGUCACCACGGCAAAGCAGGCCGAGGGGGCUUUGUUUGGUGAUCAAGGGGCACUGGAGUCUCUCCCUCGUGGUGCUCUCGUCAUUCUCUGCUCCACUGUCCCACCUGAAUUUGCACGCAGCCUCGGCACCAAGCUCUCAGCACAGGGCAAGGGGUGGGAGAUGGUGGAUGCACCGGUGUCAGGAGGGGUGGCACGUGCUGCAGACGGUACCCUCACUAUAAUGGCAGCUGCUACACCCGCUGCUCUUUCCAAGGCACAGCCAGUGCUGGAAGCCAUGAGUGCAAAGCUGUACAUAGUGGGUGAUAUACCGGGAGCAGGCAGCGCGGUGAAGAUGGUGAAUCAGCUGCUGGCAGGGGUGCACAUAGCAGCAGCAGCGGAGGCGAUGGCACUGGGGGCGAGGGCAGGGCUGAACGCGCGCAUGGUGUUUGACAUCAUCUCACACGCUGCUGGCAACUCGUGGAUGUUUGAGAACCGAGUGCCACACAUGCUGGACAACGACUACACGCCCCGCUCCGCGCUCAACAUCUUUGUCAAGGACCUGGGCAUUGUGUUGGGCGAGGCACAGUCGCUCGCGUUCCCUCUGCCCCUGGCAGCAGCAGCACACCAGCAGUUCCUGGCUGGUGCAGCAGCGGGGCUGGGCAGGGAGGACGAUGCUGCCGUGGUCAAGGUCUAUGAGCGCCUGGCAGGAGUAACAGUCGCUUCCGCCCUCCCUGCCACCUUCUCUCCCUCCUCCACCUCCUCCUCUUCUCCAUUCCCGGAGCCCACCAUCCAAUCAAAAGCUGCCAUGCUGGCAGCACUGCCGCCCGAGUGGACGGGCAGCAUGGAAGUGACAGGGGGGGGCGGAGAGGGCAAGGGGGGAGGGCAGGGGGAAGGGCAAGCGGGAGGGCAAGGGGCGGUGCUGCCAGUGGUGGUGGUUCUGGAUGAUGAUCCCACGGGCACUCAGACCGUGCAUGGCCUGCACGUGCUCACCACAUGGGACGUGGAAACACUCAAGGCGGAGAUGGCAGCACUGGCGCACACCCCCAAUGCUGCCUUCUUCAUUCUCACCAACUCCCGUGCGCUGCCCACACAGCAGGCAGCAGAUCUCACACAAACCAUCUGCAGCAACGUCGUCACAGCAGCCCAGCAAGCAGGGAUCCUCAGCAGCAGUGGUGGCAAGGACCUGGGGUGCAGGGGCAUCACGCUAAUUCUCCGAGGGGACUCCACCCUGCGAGGCCACUUCCCCCAGGAGGUAGAGGCAGCGGAGGCAGCGUUGGGAGCAGCAGUGGAUGCGUGGGUGGUGUGUCCUUUCUUCCUGGAGGGAGGGCGCUACACCAUCAAUGACACACACUAUGUGGCCGAUGGGGCUGACAGGCUGGUGCCGGCAGGACAGACAGAGUUUGCCAAGGACGCUGCCUUUGGGUAUUCACACUCAAAUCUCAAACAGUGGGUGGAGGAGAAGACAGGAGGCGCCAGGUCAGCAGCUGACGUGGCAUCCAUCUCCAUCUCGACCAUCAGAGAGGGCGGCCCUUCUGCCGUCCUUAAAGCCCUCAUGGCGCUGCCCAAGGGCAGUGUGUGUGUACUCAAUGCAGCGAGUGACAAUGACUUGCACGUGGCAUCGGCAGCUCUACGCCACGCAGAGGCAGCAGGGCGCUCCUUCCUUGUGCGCUGUGCUGCUUCCUUUGUCUCCUCCCUCCUCUCCCUCCCCAAGCUGCCCCCGCUUGGCAUUCAUUCCCUCCUUUCCUAUGCAACUGUCCCCUCCUCUUUCCCUGUCCGUGACCUCCCUUCUCUUCCCCCCCCUGCCACUCUCACUACACCAGCUGGAGGAGCUGCUCUCUCGCCUUGGCCCAUCGCUGCACGUGGUUCAGGCAAGUCCGCCUGCAUGCAUUCAUGCGCUGCUGACGUGGCGUCUGACAUCUGGCAGGGGGAGAGGAGGCAAGCGGCGGUGGCAGGGAUGGCAGGGGAGGCGGAGAAGGCUCUACAGGAAGGCAGAGACGUUGUCAUAAUGACGUCACGAGAGCUCAUCACUGGUUCAGACCCGGCCAGCAGUCUGGAGAUCGGGUCGAGAGUGAGCGAGGCGGUGGUCGAUGUUGUCAAGGCAAUCGGUGUGCGCCCCAAGUACAUUCUCGCUAAGGGUGGCAUCACAUCAUCGGACGUGGCGACCAAGGCACUGGGCGUGAGGAGGGCGAGGGUGGAGGGGCAGGCCAUGGCAGGGGUGCCGCUGUGGCGCCUUGAUGAUGCCUCCAGGUUCCCGGACCUGCCCUACAUCGUCUUCCCAGGCAACGUGGGGUCAUCCUCCUCUCUUGCCGACGUGGUACAGCGCUGGCGCCAGCCCAUCACCCCACCCCUGCUGACCACGCUAGACCUAGUGCGCGCAGCAGAAGAGGGCGGGUAUGCAGUGGGGGCGUUCAACGUGUAUAACCUGGAAGGGGUGCGGGCCGUGGUGAAGGGAGCAGAAGAAGAGAGGAGUCCGGCCAUUAUCCAGCUGCAUCCCUCGGCCAUCCGUCAUGGGGGAGAGCCGCUCAUGGCAGCGUGCAAAUCAGCGGCCAUGGCUGCACGCGUGCCCAUCGCUUUGCACCUCGACCAUGCCACGGACGUGGGCCUUAUUCAGCGAUGUGUGGAGCAGGUGCGUGUGCCCAUGGUGCUGUGUGGAGACGGCUCUCACCUGCCCCUGGCAGACAAUAUCGCCUUCACUCAACGCGUUGUGGCUGCCCUCGCUGCCCUCACCAUUCCAGCAGCCGUAGAUGCACCAGGGGCGGCGAGAGUGGCACGCGGUGGGGGAGGGGCGGUGGUGGUGGAGGCGGAGGUGAGACACGGUGAGGCAGUGGUGGAGGCAGAGGUGGGGCGGAUAGCGGGGGUGGAGGAUGGGGAGACUGUGGAGGAGAUUGCAGGGAGACUCACACAGGUUGAGCAGCCCCAUUCUCCCUCUUUCCUUUCACACUCAACCCGGAUCGUCCCGUUCCUCCCUCCUUUGCCCAUGCAGGCCGAGACCUUCCUUGAAAGCGUUCCCCAGGUGUCUCUCCUCGUGGUGUGUGUGGGCAACCGCCACGGCCCCUACCCACCCUCCGUGCUCUCCUCCCCCGCCUCCAUCCUCAACCUCUCUCUCCUCCGCUCCCUCGCUGCCACCGCCUCAAACCAUCACGCCCACCUGGUGCUACACGGCGCCUCGGGAUUGCCGCCCGAGAUUGUGCAGGAGUGCGUACAGUGCGGCGUGCGCAAGUUCAAUGUUAAUACGGAGUUGAGGGCUGCUUAUAUGGAGGCACUGGGUGGGAUUGGGGGUGGGGGGGGAGGAGGGAGGGAUUUGGUGGAUGUGAUGGGAGAGGCUGAGAGGAGGAUGGUAGAUGUGGUGAGGGGGAAGGUGAGGCUGUUUGGGUCGGCUGAUCGCGUGUGA